Gavia stellata (red-throated loon) is the source of this 11649-nucleotide messenger RNA. RefSeq names its product pseudopodium enriched atypical kinase 1 (gene PEAK1). Gene Ontology annotation, cellular component: focal adhesion; actin cytoskeleton. The record is from RefSeq and is a predicted model, not a curated record. Bases 1 to 5373 code for a protein of 1790 amino acids. Gene Ontology annotation, biological process: protein phosphorylation. Gene Ontology annotation, molecular function: protein kinase activity; ATP binding. The transcript is spliced from 5 exons. Lineage: Eukaryota; Metazoa; Chordata; Aves; Gaviiformes; Gaviidae.
AUGUCUGCUUGCAACACUUUCACUGAACACGUCUGGAAACCUGGUGAAUGUAAGAACUGCUUCAAGCCCAAAAGCUUGCAUCAGUUACCCCCAGUAUCUGAAAAAAAAACCCUCUCACAUGGAAAUCUGAAAACCAAUGCAAACCAAAGUAACAGCCAUCGUGGGAGAAAUACAGGAAAUUUCCGACCACCUGUGGCAAAGAAACCCACUAUAGCUGUGAAACCCACCAUGAUGGUAGUGGAUGGGCAGGGUGUAUGUGGCGAAAUCAGCACACCGGAUCAUUGUGAGAAUAAAUCAGUGCCUGCAGGUUGGAACCGAAACAAAGCUGUCUUGAACAAAAAACCACUGAACAAUAAUAAUGAAGAUGAAAUUGAAGGUUAUAGCCAUGUUCAUAGGCCUUACGGCAACAACGAUGGUGUAGGUAAGAUACCAAAUAACAAUAAUAACGGACUGACAGAAGUUUUGAAGGAGAUUGCGGGUUUGGAUACCACACCUCAGCUAACUGGAAAUGAAAUGAACUCAAGAGAAACUUUCUUGGGAAGAAUAAAUAAUUGUUAUAAAAGAUCAUUAGAAAGAAAGAUCCCUCCAAGCUGCAUGAUGGGUGGAAUGAAGGAUUCACACAGUAAGCAUGUUAUUCUGAGUGGAAGCACUGAAGUAAUAAGUAAUGAAGGUGGACGUUUCUGUUACCCGGAGUUUUCUAGCGGAGAUGAGAGUGAGGAUGACACGGUUUUUGGCAGCAUGCAAGAAGAGCAUGAGAGCUGGGAUGAAAGUGAUGAAGAGUUGCUAGCAAUGGAAAUUCGUAUGAGGGGCCAACCUCGCUUUGCUAAUUUUAGAGCUAACACCCUAUCUCCUGUUCAGUUCUGUGUUGACAAAAAAUGGAAUACUGUGCCUCUUAGAAACAAGUCUCUCCAGCGGAUCUGUGCAGUAGAUUAUGACGACAGUUACGAUGAAAUUUUAAAUGGUUAUGGGGAAGAGACUGUGAUUCUUUAUGGGCAAGAGAGCAUGCAGAGCAUGGUAUCUUCUGAUUCUACAUCUCCUGAUUCUUCUUUGACAGAAGAGUCUCGUUCUGGAACAACCAGCAGUUCUUCACAGAAGCUCUGUAAUGGAGGGUUAUCUCCUAGUACUCCUCAGGACCUCAAACUAAUUGAACCAGAAUAUGAAAGUCUUUGUGAUAAUCAGCAGGUGAAGGAUGUGUCAAAAGCUCCCAGAAACGUUCCGAAAAGUCUAGAAACUCACAAGGCAGUCCUUGCACUUCGACUGGAAGAGAAGGAUGGCAAAAUUGCUGUACAGACUGAUAAGCAAGAGAAUAAAAGUUCUUCAGAUGUUGCUGGUCAAGCUGUAACUAUAAAUUUGGUGCCUGUGGAAGAGCAAGCUAAACCUUACAGGGUGGUGAAUAUGGAACAACCAGUUUGCAAGCCAUAUACCAUAGUAGAUGUAUCAGCUGCCAUGACCAAUGAAUGUAAGGAGAAUCAGACUGAAACCUCAGAAACCAAAAAUACAUCAUCUAACCCAAGCUCACCAGUAACUCCAGGCACACCUGUUACAUCCUCUGCAGCAUCACCUGUACGAGGAAGUGCUAAUCUGAAAAAAUCCAGUGCAAUCAGAUAUCAAGAAGUGUGGACCUCCAGUACUAGUCCGAGACAGAAGAUACCUAAGGUGGAGUUAAUUGCAAACAGCUCAGGACCUUCUGUUCCUCCCAGGAAGGCAAGCCACAAGUCAGCGCCUACUUCACCUACAGCUACAAACAUUUCUUCAAAAACUAUCCCGGUUAAGUCUCCCAAUUUAUCUGAGAUAAAAUUCAACAGCUACAAUAAUGCUGGCAUGCCACCUUUUCCUAUUAUCAUUCAUGAUGAGCCCACUUAUGCUAAGAGUUCCAAAAAUGCUAUUAAAGUUCCUAUUGUAAUCAAUCCAAACGCAUAUGAUAACCUGGCUAUCUAUAAAAGUUUCCUAGGGACCAGCGGAGAGCUAUCCAUCAAAGAUAAAACUACGAGUGUAAUAAGCCACACUUACGAAGAAAUAGAAACAGAAAGUAAAAUGACUGAAGCCAUAGGAAGUAAACCCACUGAAUUUUCCCAAGCAAAGGGGGUGAGUAAUAGCUCUGAAUGCAGGCUGGGUUCUGUGGCUCAGAAGGUCCAAGAGUUUAACAGCUGUCUCAGUAAAAGUCAGAUAUCACCACAGAGGAGUCAUAGUUCUGACCACAGCUCCCCAUCAAGAGUUCAAAAGACAACACAAGAGCCUGCAGCAAAAAUAGAUGUAACACCAGAGGCUUCUGUUGGCAGCAGCAGCGGUAGAGAGAAUGCAAGCAUGGUGCUUUCGCAGAUUGUGGCUUCUAUCCAGCCUCCGCAGUCUCCUCCAGAAACGCCUCAGUCUGGACCCAAGUCUUGUAGCGUUGAAGAACUGUAUUCCUUACCCCCUGAUGCAGAUGCUACUAAAAACACCCUGGUACGACCCAAAUCUCUGUUUACGUCACAGUCUGAAAUAGAGUCACCCAAGACAGUGGAAAACACUGCCAUUAAAAUGCAGAAAGAUUCACUUUCACAGCCAGUUGCCACUCACUCUCCAAAGCCAGUGAGAGCCACCCCAAAUACCACAAGUCCCAAACCAGAGCAAGCACCACCAUUUCCUCCUCCACGGUCCACUUCUUCACCCUAUCAUGCAAGUAACUUGUUGCAAAGACAUUUCAGCAAUUGGGCCAAACCAAACAGUCCCACCAGGUCGACAGAGGCUGAGUCAAUCCUUCAUUCAGAAGGUCGCCGAGCUGUUGAUGCGAAACCCAAACGCUGGAUAUCGUUUAAGAGCUUCUUCCGCCGCAGGAAAACUGACGAUGAGGAAGACAAAGAGAAAGAAAGAGAGAAAGGCAAAUUGGUGGGUCUUGAUGGAACUGUUAUACAUAUGCUCCCCCCUCCUCCAGUUCAACGUCAUCACUGGUUCAGUGAGGCAAAGUCAGACUCCAGUGAGAAGCCGUCGAUUGUUUUCAUGUAUAGAUGUGAGCCGGCACAAGCUGACCACCAAAACAAGAGGGGAGCGGAGUCUGCUAUCGCAGAUGCACUAGCAAAAGACAAAGGAGAAACACAGGAAAAGUCUCCAGAGAGCUCUGAACAGAAAAUAGCAAGCCAUUCGUCACCACCUCAGAUUCCCAAGAAAAUCCCCAGCACAUCAGAACACUGUGGAAUCAAUGGCUCACCAGAGUUUCAAGACAUGAUUAAAAGACUCAAGAAGGCCCUGAAAGAAUUUCCUUUAAUGGGGAAUUGUGUGAGUGAGUACAGUGGUCAAGUGCCCGAUGAUACGACGCUGGAGGAUUUGUCCCCUCGUGUUCCUAGAGCUGUGUUUGUGAAGCAGGACAAUGGCGGCAGUGCCUCGGUCAUACCAGUAUCAUCUGUCCGUGUCCCACAAGGGGAGGAAGAAAAGGAAGAAACUUCAAAUUCUCCUGACUUAAAUCCUUGCAGUGCUACGUACAGCAAUUUAGGACAGUCUAGAGCUGCCAUGAUACCUCCGAAACAGCCGAGGCAACCGAAGGGAGCUUUGGAUGAUGCGAUUGCCUUUGGAGGAUUAGUAGACCAGGAGACAAUGAACAACUUACAGCCAACACCACCUCCACUGCCAAAGAAAACAAUUUUGAGAGCUAACACAGAGCCGACUCCCAGAGAUCUCCAGAAGCAGGCUCUGGAAAACAACCUGUGUAUUGUGGCCAAUCCCACCUACGACAUUGACACCAACUGGGAAGCAAGCAGCGCCUGCUCUUCGGUCAGCCUGGAGCUCAAGGUACUGGACAAUGAGUCGGGAGAUUCCUUGGACAGGCCUACAGAAAAACUAAGGGCAACCACCUCAGCAACAAACAGUGUUUCCAGCCUAACCACUAUCAGUAUUAAGGACCGGUGUUCCAAUAGCAUGGAGUCUUUAACAGGGAGACGCAUCUUGCAGACUAAGCAGGGCAAAGGUGUCCAGAAGCCACAAAGACAAGCACUUUAUCGAGGAAUUGAAAACCGGGAAGAGGUGGUAGGUAAAAUCCGAAGCCUUCAUGCUGAUUCACUGAAGAAGCUGGCACUUAAAUGUGAAGACUUGUUCAUGGCCGGACAAAAAGACCAGUUGCGAUUCGGGGUGGACAGCUGGUCCGAUUUCAGGCUAACCAGUGACAAGCCAUGCUGCGAGGCAGGCGAUGCAGUUUACUACCCAGCUUCUUACGCAAAAGAUCCUCUCAACAAUUAUGCAGUCAAGAUUUGUAAGAGCAAAGCUAAGGAAUCCCAGCAGUAUUAUCACAGCCUAUCUAUCCGGCAGAGUCUGGCUAUCAACUUUAACAUCCAACAGGACUGUGGCCAUUUCCUUGCUGAAGUGCCAGUUCGUCUCCUUCCAUGGGAGGAUGCUGAUGCACCAGAGGUGGAAGAAGAAGAACGGGAAGAAGAGGAGAAAGAGCCUGACCAAAAGAACAGAGACACUUCUUCCAAUGCAGAGGCUUCACAGAAAGACAGCUCAAGCAACCAGGGGACCAUCAGCAAGCCACGCAGCCGUGUUGUGGUCAUCACGCGGGAGGUCCCAUACUUAACAGUGGCUGACUUUGUGCGAGAAUCUGCACCCCGCCAUGCAAAAAGCCCAGAUUUAUAUGAGAGGCAGGUCUGUCUACUCCUUUUACAGCUGUGUUUGGGCCUGGAGCACCUGAAACCCUAUCAUAUCACACACUGUGAUCUGCGAUUAGAGAACCUGCUGCUGGUUCAUUCCAGACCAGGAGGCAGCCCUCUAAGCUCUGAGUCCAUGGAACCCAGUCCCAACACUGCUUGCCCAGCCAGAUUAAUAGUGAGCAAUUUCUCCCAGGCCAAGCAGAAGAGUCAUAUGGUGGAUCCUGAGGUCCUACGGGAUCAGUCCCGCCUGGCUCCAGAAAUCAUCACUGCAACACAGUACAAAAAGUGUGAUGAGUUCCAGACUGGCAUCCUCAUCUACGAAAUGCUGCACUUACCCAAUCCCUUUGAUGAGAAUCCAGAGCUGAAGGAGAAGGAGUAUACUCGUGCUGAUCUCCCCAAGAUCCCUUGCCGUUCCCUCUACUCCCAAGGGCUUCAACAACUUGCCAGCUGCCUGCUGAAUCCCAACCCUUCAGAGAGGAUCCUGAUAUCAGAAGCCAAGGGAAUCCUUCAGUGUUUGCUUUGGGGUCCACGUGAGGACCUGUUCCAUGCUCUAAGUACAUCUUCCAACCCCACCCGGAGAGAUGCUGUACUUCAGAACUGGCUGGAUAUCAAAAGGACGCUGCUGAUGAUCAAGUUUGCAGAGAAGUCCUUGGACAGGGACUGUGGAGUUAUUCUGGAAGACUGGCUUUGUUGUCAGUAUCUGGCUUUUGCCACUAUAGACUCACUUCAUCGCAUUGUGAGAAUCAUGCAGCAGCACUAGUUUGUAGAGCCUGUUGCUUUUUGUGAAGCACCCCCCACCUCCACCCCAGCCCUCACUCCAGCCUGCCCUAGGGCUCACACUUUGUACAAGUGUUGAAAAAUAGCCUAGAUAUCAAAGCCAGCAACUCUGAGCAAAUAGGUUCUAAUUGGAGAAAUUGCAUCCUGUACCCAACAUGACAGAAACUUUACUUUUUUGCCAGGCCUGUUAGGGAUUGAUUAUGUAUACAUGACUGCAUUUGGAUCAGAUAGUAUGUAACUUGAUUAAUAUCUGGCUGAAAAGGAGAGCAAACUUUGAUACCACUAUUUCUACCACUGCAGUAAACAAAUUGCCCUCCUCUUCUGGGUAGUUUCUGUCAUUUUUGUAUGUAGCAUUGGUUAGUGAAUAGCAGUGACCAUAAGCAGAGAGGGGUUAGUUGUAAAUGUGAGAUGAAUGAUCCACCGUGCCACAAAACACUCAUUUGCUUCCAUUCCACAUACCACGCAAAAUUUUCUCUCAGCUUAGUCAGUCCCCCACUAGUGGGCUGGACCCCUCUUUCCUUUGGUCUCAACCAAACAGAUUCUGAUCUUUCUCUCACACUUUACACCUCCUUUUUUUCCUCCCCAGAUGUGGUUAUCCUGCUGACUGUGGCAAGUGUCAGUGGGCAGUAAGCAUCUGUGUUCAGUCCCCUUCUCUGCCUCUGACUCACUGCCUACCCAUAUGCUUUCUAACCACGGAUCUGCAAUUUCAGCAAUGCUGCCUUAAUCAGACCAUUACCCUUAGCUUAAGACCUCUGCUUUAAAAAGCAGAAUAUGCACACUUUGUCUAUCCCAUUUCCUACAUGACAUUCACCAGUCUGGACUGUUGAUGUACUGUAGCUGUAACCAUGUCUAUACAAGAACAAUACAACACAUGGUGGGCAAUUGAAAUUCCCCUUCCAUCGCAAAAGGCACUAAAGCCUGACUUGAAAUGGGUAAGACGUGCAUAACCUUCUCUGACAAUCACUGCUAUGAAUCAAGGAUGAAAAUAACAGCCGCCUCUUCUGUUUUAUUUUGGUUUGCUCUUGUCACUUGUGCCAUAUUGCAAAGUGGGACUGAAAUUGGCUCUGCUGGUAUGUUGGCAGGAGAUAGAAAUGUUUCAAGCUUGUCUGUGUGUAGCUAACAGGCCACAUGGAGACACUUUUACUGCAGACACAGUUCUCUGAAGGGUAAAAACAAGAGGACAAAAACACUGUUGUUUAAUUAUUGAGGGAGCUGUUAAAUUUGGCAGCCACAACUAACACUAUCGUGAUCCAUUUUUCCCACAGCGGUGUUUGUCUGUGUAUCUCUUGUCUGUUGGAACUAGUGUUUUCUAAUGUUGCUAUAGACAACACCCUAAAAAAGGAAUGUUGUCAGAAUAGCUCAAAGAGCAUUGCAGACAGAGUUUUGGACUAGAGCAGGAAUUAGUGAGGAUUAAAGAGACAGAACUUUUAAAAACUAAAUCUGAAGGAGCUUUUCAGUUUUAGAGGCCACUGCUGACUUCCUUCCCUGACCUAAUGGCCAUUUCCUAUGGAACCUCUGCAGUUGUACAGACGGUAUCUUUGCUCAGUAUUGCUAGGCUCUGAAUUGUUUCCUGAAUCGCUCUGAAGAAUUGAUCUGGAUGCGGGGGAAAAAGUGAUACCGAAUAUUCUGACCGGGUGAUGGAAAGCAGACAGCCCUAGUUAUAAGCCUGUGCUUCUCUCCUAUGGAUCUAUGUGCAAUUCUUGUAUGUAUUUUUUAAAGCUGUACAUUACAGUGUUCACUUUACAGACCAGCCUUUACCUGAUGCUAGAUCUGCAGCCCCUCUUCCUUUACUUUCCUGGCACAUAAAUGCACAGAUAUCCAUGUGUUCUUUUUAUGGAUUGAUGUUUCAUUUUAAUUGUUGAAACUGUGAGGAAUCAAUUCACUUCAGCCUUGAAACAAAUAGCCACUUUAUACAGCAUAUGCAUGCUUGGACCAGAUGCAUGGAAACUGAACAAGCAGUCCUGCAGGCUUAAAGUCAGCAAAACUAGCUCUGGAUCCACACCGUACAUUUGGAGGGGUUGAAAUGUCCAUAUUAUUCUUCUCUGGCAUCUAUCAGAGCUAAGCUGAAUAGUGUGUGGAAGCCUACAUCAAUUGUGCCGUAGUAUAUAGACUGUCUUUGUGACCUUUCUAAAGAUAUCUUUUUUGAAACUUCUGAUUAUUAUUCUUUUGUUUGAUUCACCUGUAUCAGUGAAGGAUCAGGCAAGGAUAAGGAUAAUAUAUUUUAAUGUGAUUUUUUUUUUCCUCUCUCUUUUUGGCAAAAAGUUUAGGAUGGUGGCAUUGAUGCAGAAGAAGAGGACAGUGCAUUAAAAGCCCAAGUGCAAUGUAUGUAGUUGAGGUACUUCCACUACAUCAGGAAAGAAAGUUUCUGCACUGCUGCUGAGCAGCUUGUAGAAGAACCUUUACAAAGAAUCACACACAUUCAAUGCAGCCCUGCUUUAUCUGGACAGAGGAGGGCAAUGCUGUCAUAGCUUAAGUACACUGAGCAUGACAAGUCACUCGCAUACUCUCUGCUAGCUAUCAGUCACAAUGUGUUGAGCUACGAGUAGGGCUUCUUGCUCUCUGUGGUCUGGUUUUGCGUUUGCUUCCUAGUGCAUGUGCGCACGUAACUUCUCACCUAACUCAUAUAGGCUGUACCAGCAACUGUUGGACCACUUGCCAUUGCAGUGGGCUCAUUCCCUGAAGCUGGUAGGUGUUUCUGUGUUUACAGACACAUGUUCUCAGUGUCACUUUCAUGUCAACACGCACAUGCAAAGUUGAAUUUUGAAUGUUUUACAACCAUACAUGUUUAAUGCAGCUGGUCCAAAGCCUUGUAUCUCUAGCUGUCUAAUUUCAGUUUGUAUCUUUUGUGAUGAACCAAUACUCAUUUUAGCUCUACAGUAUAAUCAAGCAUGGAUAGAUCUUCACUACCAAUCUGCUUCUUGUGCAGCACUGGGUAAACUUUAGCAAUUUGUAAUGUUGUGUGAUUAUUUUUUUUUUUCUUUAAAAAAGAAAGAAUGGUCAAAGUAGUUGAACACAAUCUGUCCUGAGCUAUUCCCUGGGGAGCUUCAGGCCAACUUUGCAGAUAUGCCCAUAACUGAUGAUUGUAACUGUGUUUGUGGUGGUUUUCCAUCCUGGCAACAGAUUGUGCCACAUAAAUAUUCAAGAAUGUAUGCAUUAAACUGAUUGUAAACAAAUCGUAAGAAUGCUACAGCAUAAUUGCUAAGCAAAAGGAAAAAAACCCGCUCUGUUUGUAACUGGGAUCCUGUGUAUGACAGGAACAAAACCCCUGGCUGUGCAUGUUACAACUUACUUGAAUAUGUGCACAGAUCUUGAAUUCUUUUUUAGCAAUGUCGCACUUUCAGUUGAGCUCAAGAAAUAGGAAGAGCUGGAAAUCUAAGAUAACAGUAUUGACUGUAAAUAUAUAUUUUUCUAUUAGUAAAAGCUGUCAUUCAAAUAUUUUUAACAUGAACUCUAAAGAUUUUUCCAGUGGAAACUAAUUUCUGGAAAAAUCAAAUGCUUGUUUGAAGAAUUAUGAUGACUGGUUUCUGAUCCUAUUAGAGCCAUUAUAAACCUCUCUAAUGUUACAGAGAGAGCACAGUGAUUGGAUUCACAAUGUUCAGUGCCUUGUCAAAAAACUAAAAUGUAGCUGGUCAGCUGGUGGAAAUCUUAAUUCUUUUCAUAAUAGCCCUAGAAAUAAUACUGCCCACACUAAGAUGCAAAAGACUUUACAAAAGUAAAUGCUGUGCUUUGUAUGAUAAAAUGAGAUUUGGGUUUGGACUUUACGUGGAUGAGUUCCUUUAAGUUGCUUGUAGUAACAGUAUAAACCUGAAGUAACAAAAUUGUGGGCUUUCAAAUUUGGGACCUGCACAGGGAGGAUAAUAGUGGGUAACAAGUCAAUUGGUCUAGACUGACCACAGCAUUGAAAGAAGCCUAUUGCUUUGACAAUCUACUGUGGACACUCAGCUUCUAGGAGAUGAGGAAUCCGAUUAGUCUGGAAGAAGCGGUGAAGGUAAGAUGUGCUGCUCCUGCUGUAGGUAGUGGAUGUGCUGCACACCAUACUAUGUGGUGUGAAAUGCAACCUCUGUUAAAACAGAAGUUCUGACAAACUACUCCUGAGAUGUUGCGGAAAAUGGUUUUGGUUUGUAUUUCUUAAUUAGUGAAUAAGUAAUUCCCAUUUAUCUUUCACAUCUCAGAUCUGAUGCAGUCAAUAUGCAUAACCAGGUGAAUAUAAAGAGAAUCUACUAGUAAAAACUUGCUUACAAAUUUUUAGGAAUGAGGGAAUCCAGAAUUUUAUUCUGGAGCCUCUGGAAUGUCCAAAUAUAGAAGCCUGGUCUCACUUCAAUAUUCAGACAUGAUGGUAUCAGUAACUCAAGCUAGGAUAUCAUGUUGCUGGCCCACAGACAAGAAUGCAUGUAGCAUUUACAGAGAUGUUCCACCUUAGAUCUUUUAUUCUCCACACAUCCCAGCACCACCCACAAGGUAUGAAUGGAUCAUCUUGACAUUUUAACACAGGGGAAUUCCCAACGUAUUAGAGAGAAAAAUACAUUAUUUAAAUAAAUAACGUGUGUUAGGGUUCAGCUACUUGGAGAAUUUAUUCAGCAGCUUCACACUGUCGGUCCUUAACUUUAGCAUGUAAAAAUAGUAUGUGCUGCUGAAAUAAAAUGUAUCUGUUUCUCAAUUCUUGUGCUGAGAUGCCCCACCUAAGUGAUUUUUUUUUUUUGUAAUAGCAAUUAAAUUGAUAUGUAAAUAUAAAUUAAAUAGUCCUGUUUUUAUUUAAAACCAUUGUAACUUUUCUGAGGGAUGUAAUGGAAACUGAAUCAGACCUUUUAAUGCACUUUCCUUUCCCCAUUUCCCCAAAUAGGAAUUAAGCUGUUUCUCUGUAGAAACAGCACAUGAACGUUAUUCCCUGCAUGACUAGGCCAUCUAUUUUACUCUGAUUUUGCAGAGGUAGUAUUGGUUCUGCCAAAACUCCUGUAAAACCUAGAGCACAAUCAGAACCCUUCAGUCCAUGUAGAGAGAGAGAUGUGAUGAUGAUUUUAAUUAUGUAGGAAGGUAACAUCAAAGAAGUGCAGAAUAGAAUUUUAAAUACCUCUAUAAAAAUACACCUGUGGAAAUAUUCUGUAAACAAUCAUCUGGAUUCCAAACACUUCAAGGGAGGAAUACACAAAAAAUACUUUUCAAAAGGAAUACUGGGGAGAAAUUUCUUUAGGGCACCCGCAACUCCAAAAGGAGGAGCAAGUCCUUCCUACUGUUGUGUUGCAGAGAAUUUCUAGUAGACAUUUGUAUGGAUUUUAUUAUUCACCUGGAUGCAGUAUUAGAAGGAUGGUGAUUUUGAGUAGAUUUAGAAUAUAAUUUAAGUAAUUUCCUGUAAGUCUCCUUGCAUUGGUGCUCCAUUCAGCAUUUAGUUGGAAACCACGGAAGGCUUUCAGAUCAAGCAGAGUUGCCAGUGAGAAAUUAAAUACUCAACUUACCUGUACAUAAGCAUUUUACUACUCUACAGAAUUUGAUAAUUUGGUUUGUACUUCAGACUAUAAAGGUUUUUUUUCCAUAAAUUCAAGGGGAAGAUUUCAGGGAUUUAGAAGAGGUUGGAACUUUUUUUAUACAGAGGAAAUAUUUGUUCAAGUAUAUAUAUACAUACAUAUAUAGAGAGAGUGCGUGUGGGCAUGUUUUAAUAUAUGUAUGUAUAUGAAUUUUUGUAUCCCAAAAGUAUUCUUUGCCCCUUUUUGCUUGAAAAUAUAUAUAUAUUAUAUAUUGUAUAUAUAAUAUAUAUUUAAGAGUGUAAAUUUGAAUAUAGUCAUUUCAUAAAACCUCUUCAAAAAUGACUUGAAACUUCUGUUUCUUUGUCCUUUGGCUUGUUGGUAUUAGAAGGUUUUGCAGUUGAAAUUCUUGGGUUUUUUUCUUUUAAAACUUAAUUAUGCUGAGCAUUUAAGAAUAUGUUCUUGUUUUUAAUAAAAGGGGGAAAUUUAUUUUUAAAUUAGGGAUUCCGAAAUCGAUGGACUUUUAUAAAUGGAAUUUCUUUAAAUCCCUUUAAUAAGGGAUUUUUUUAUUUUAUUUUAUUUUUUAUUUCAACUCCAUUCUUGUGGGUAAUUUGUAUUUGGAAUUCCUGGUUGCAUUGCUUUAUCUGGUGCUUCAUAUUGGUAUUUACACGUUUUUAUAUAAAUAAGUAUAUAAACUUCAAGCCUUCCUUUGUGAUCAGGGGCAGUUACACUCUGGUUUGCUGUGGUACUUUGCUGUGUACUCUGUGGCAUUCAUGUUAUUGUGUAAAUAAACUAGUUUUAUU